Punica granatum (pomegranate) is the source of this 4068-nucleotide messenger RNA. The record is from RefSeq and is a predicted model, not a curated record. NCBI's taxonomy places the organism in Eukaryota, Viridiplantae, Streptophyta, Magnoliopsida, Myrtales, Lythraceae.
AAAAAUCGAAGUGUUGCCUCCACUUUUGAAUAGUGCUCGUAUGCAAAUUUGCAAUCUUACCAAUGAUGAUUUUAGAAAUCUGCGAAACCUAAGGUUCCUUCAACUGGACGGUGUUAAUAUUAUUGGGAAUUUUGAGUAUCAAUUUUCCAGGUUGAGAUGGCUAUCUUGACAUUCUUGUCCUUCGGAUUUUAAAGCUACCAAUUUAUAUCUGAAGAGGCUAGCCAUUCUUGAUCUCUCACAUAGCAACAUCAGUCAAGAUUGGGAAGGAUGGAGUAAAAUGGAGGUUGGAGACAGCUUAGCAGUCCUAGAUCUCUCUUCAUGCAAAAUAUCUAGAACCCCCAACUUAUCAAAAUAUACGAACCUAGAGAGGUUAAUUCUUGAGGAUUGUCAGAAAUUAGAGAAAAUUGACGGCACCAUUGGCAAUCUAAAGAGGUUGAAGCACUUGAAUUUGAAUGAUUGUUAUCGUCUUCAAGAUUUGCCUGAAGAAAUCGGUUAUCUCAAAGCCUUACAAGAGCUUUUCCUACGUGGCUGUGCCUACUUUUCCACAUUGCCUGCGUCAAUCGGUGACUUGCAAUCUUUGGCGAUCCUCGAAUUAUCACGUGUCAGCAUUGUGAGACUUCCGGACACAAUUGGGAGACUGCAGAAACUUGAACGCCUCUCAUUGAAGUAUAGCAAUAUAAAGAGACUACCAGAGACGCUUGGAGAUGUGCAGUCGUUAGUUGAAUUAGACUUGACCCAGUCAAAGCUUGCCCAAUUACCUGAUUCCAUCGGACGCCUUACGAAGCUUGAGAGCCUCGGUUUGGGAGGUUGCCUCAAGAUUCAAAAACUGCCGGACUCGCUUGGGAAUCUAGGAUCUUUAUCUCAGUUGGAUAUAUCAUUCACAGGCUUCUUGGAGUUACCCGAUUCAAUCGGGAAUUUAAAGGAAUUGAAAAUGUUAGACGUAUCUAAUUGCAGGGAGAGAAAAUUACCGCGGUCCAUUGGAACGAUGAAGAAGCUUGAAAUUUCGGAUGCAAGGAACAGCGAUUUGCAAGGAGAAAUCCCGACUGAAAUUGGGAGAUUGUCCCGCCUGAGAAGAUUGGACUUAUCGUCGACCAGCAUAUGCCUUUUGCCCUGGACGAUCAGUCAGCUUUCUUUGCUCGAAGCGCUUUGGUUAGUGAAUUGCAACAAACUCGAGGAGCUGCCUAGGCUUCCCGCAAGUUUGACCGGUUUAAGGUGUGCAUCGGUGAUACUAAAGAGAAUCCCAGAUCUCUCAAAUAUAAGGAACCUGACUAAUGUGGCGAUACUUAACACUGGAGAGGAUCCUACAAAAAUUCUUGGUUUAGGCAUUACUCCUGGUACAGACGUGAUACCGUGGGUAGAUUACGUAUGCACUAGAAAUCUGGCAGUGUGGUCACCCUGUUGGGAUCCAUCUAUGUUAGAGGAAUGCAUCAUGGUAUGCAUUCAAAUAUUACGACCCUACCGACACAUUUAAUGGGCAGUGUCUCUCGGCCCUGCACGCUGAUAUUGGGUUGCCCUGGCCUGCUUUGGAUUCCACAACUACCACCCAGUUUAUCAACUUUGGCUCUUAUGCAUUUGCGAGAACAUACAAAGCUACCCUGUCUUUCCAACUUGAAAAACUUGUCCUAUUUAAUAUUUCAUAAUUGUUCUAUUGGAAAAUAUGGAUUCGGAGAUCUUGGGGUCGGAGAAUCGGAGCAGUUGGAAAAAUUGGUGCUAUCGUUUGACUCAGGCAUGCUUGAUGGCCUCUGGGUGCCGGGGAAGUUUACUACUGUUUGAAUUGCAUCAAUGCACUCGCGUUCAGAAGUUACCGAAUCUGUCGCACUUAGAGAGACUAAUAAAAGUCUUGAAAAUAAAAUUUUGCCAAGCACUCUUGGAGGUUCCAGAUCUUGGAGGGCUAGUAUCACUUGUAGAGCUUUUCAUUUAUGAAUGCAAGUCAUUAGAAACCGUGGGGCAUCAUCUGCCCCUAAGUUUGAGAGGCCUAUCCCUAAUUUCUUGCAUAUGUCUAAAGGAAUUACCGGAUCUAUCGCACUUAAAGAACCUACAAGUGCUGAAGUUAUAUAACUGCAACCAACUGGCGCUUGUUCUAGGUCUUGGGGCUCUAGAAUCACUGGAGCAUUUAUCGGUUGGGUUGUGCAAGUCCUUGAAAUGGUCUCAGUCGCGAGCAAGUCGUUGGAGUAUAAAGAGGCAUUGCUUAAAGAAUCUACGGGAGUUGAGGAUACAUAAAUGUGAUAUAGUAAAGAUCUCAGGUCUUGGAGAGCUAGAAUCAUUGCGUUAUUUGAAAAUUAGCUCAUGCAGUUCAUUGAAAGAUUUAGGGCCUUGCUUGCCAGCUUUGGAGGAGCUUGAAAUAAAUUCUUGUCAGAAACUCGAGCACUUACCCGAUAUUUCGAACGGGGAGAAUCUUCACAAGGUGACCAUACAAGGUUGCGAUCGGCUGGGUUAUUCCGGGAUUUGGACAGAAGACAGUUCCUAAUGUCAAAGAAAUAAUUGUCAUGCACUUCGCCAUUGGAUGCUUUCUGCUCGGGGUCUUAAAAGGUUCAUUCAGACGCUGGAGGGACGCCAUCGCGGUUGCCGAUGUCGGAGGAAAAGCAGUUCUCACCUUGCGUUGUUCUCGGUGUAAAAACCACCAUCGCAGGAGCUUAGAGUUCAGGUUGCCGAUGUCGGAGGAAAACCCGUUCUCACCUUGAGUUGUUCUCGGUUUCGGGGCCACCAUUGCCAGGCGAAGGAGCUAUAAGCUUUUGUUCUUCAUCCAUUGAACUGAGCUAAAAAUGAAUUCAUAGUCCACGGAGGCUCAAAGGACGGACCCUUUUCCUUUCUAUCAUCUUUGAACUCAUUGUUACCUAAUUGCAGAAUUUCUGUGUUUUGAGCCAGCUCCUCAGGUUUAGACCAUAUAUGCUGUAUUGCUCACUUCUUUUCAGAGAGACAAAAAGUGAGGAAGCUUCAACGCUGGAACAAUUAUCAAGAACCGAAUAAUGAAUUGCCAUUUGCAUUGUCACUGGAUGCUUUCUUCUUGGUGAGUUAGAGCUCUUGAUUGGGAAGACAAGUUCACUGAACAGUACCUUGCCUGUGAAGCAAACAAAUGUUUUACCAGGUGAAAUUCUUCUUCAUUGGAGUUUGACAGACCUUUAUUCGCAGUGGCAACCUUACAAUUUUAGCUUCGGCUGGUAAUUGCGAUUAGUUCUUUUAUCUAAUUCAAGUUCUUUUUUUGUUUCAUUUUCGAGAAAGAAUCUAAAUUGAGAUGGCAUCACACUUAGCAGAAUUUUGCAGUAUGUCCUCCCUCUAGUGAAUAUUGAUGCCAAGCUGAAUAAUCUUUUAUCGUACAAAUCGAUUUCUGGUUAAGGACCGGGUCAAAUUAAAAUCGGAGAUGACGUACCUCAUCGGAUCUGACUUAGUUCAGUUAAUGGAAGAAUGGGGUUUGAACACUUUUAACGAGUUUCAGCAGAACAGUACAAGUGAAGAAGAGAAAUGGUUAUCUGGUUCACGCUCAAGUGGAGGUUGAUAACUGUUUGGGAUUCGAAGUGCCUUGGCUCUCUGCUUGGGAAGGAGCUAAUUAGCUUUUGUCAUGGAUAAGAUGAUGCUUUUCAUCUGUCCAACUGAGCUGAAAAUGAUUGAUAGUGGCUGGAGGCUCGAAGGAUGGACCAUUUUCUUUUUCUCAUCUUCGACCUUAUUAUUACCUGUGAUUAUCGAUAGCUAUAUAUAUCCUGGAAUAACGGAAAGAAAAAUGAAGAAGAGCUGGAAAUUUUGCUUUUGGAAGAGUUGGAUUUCUAGAGAAGUAUGUCUAAUGAAGAUCAUUUAUCUCUGAUACCCGAUGUCAAGCUCAACACGGACAAUUGUCUGAAGUGGCUUAAGGAUUAAUGGAAGAAGAGCGAGCCAUUCUCCAGUCAGAUAAUUUUCUUAAUUAAAACCAAUUGAAAAACAAAAUAUUUUUGAUGCAUGCUCUGUAUUAUACAUAUUGAAUGAAAAGCGUUUCCAUGUGCAUAUUGAUUGGGAGAAGCUGACUAUUAUGGAGUGACGGAGGUUGUUUCCAUGUUUGAAGUGGCUAAAGUACAGAUUAAUAAACUAUGGAUAUGGUCA